This is a messenger RNA of Ceratotherium simum simum (southern white rhinoceros), 5269 nucleotides long. The record is from RefSeq and is a predicted model, not a curated record. Lineage: Eukaryota; Metazoa; Chordata; Mammalia; Perissodactyla; Rhinocerotidae.
CAAAACAAAACAUCAACCAGAGAGGGAGGAGACUAUAGAUGUUGCCAGAAAAUUAGUUUGCUCUGUCUUUUCUUUCUCCUAGAAUGUUUCACAGCCAAUGGUGCCGAUUAUAGGGGAACGCAGAACUGGACGGCACUACAAGGCGGGAAGCCAUGUCUGUUCUGGAACGAGACUUUCCAGCAUCCAUACAACACUCUGAAAUACCCCAACGGGGAGGGGGGCCUGGGCGAGCAUAACUAUUGCAGAAACCCAGAUGGAGAUGUGAGCCCCUGGUGCUACGUGGCAGAGCAUGAGGACGGUGUCUACUGGAAGUACUGCGAGAUACCUGCUUGCCAGAUGCCUGGAAACCUUGGCUGCUACAAGGAUCAUGGAAACCCACCUCCUCUAACUGGUGCCAGUAAAACGUCUAACAAACUUACCAUACAAACCUGCAUCAGUUUUUGUCGGAGUCAGAGGUUCAAGUUUGCCGGAAUGGAGUCAGGCUAUGCUUGCUUCUGUGGAAACAAUCCUGACUACUGGAAGUACGAGGAGGCAGCCAGUACCGAAUGCAACAGCGUCUGCUUUGGGGAUCACACCCAGCCCUGUGGUGGUGAUGGCAGGAUCAUCCUCUUUGACACUCUCGUUGGCGCCUGCGGUGGGAAUUACUCAGCCAUGACUUCAGUGGUCUAUUCCCCUGACUUUCCUGACACCUACGCCACAGGAAGGGUCUGCUACUGGACCAUUCGGGUUCCAGGAGCCUCCCACAUCCAUUUCCACUUCACCUUAUUUGACAUCAGGGAUUCCGCUGACAUGGUGGAGCUGCUGGACGGCUACACCCACCGUGUCCUAGUCCGUUUCAAUGGAAGGAGCCGCCCACCUUCGUCCUUUAACGUCUCUCUGGAUUUUGUCAUUUUGUAUUUCUUCUCUGAUCGCAUCAAUCAGGCCCAGGGAUUUGCUGUCUUAUACCAAGCCAUCAAGGAAGAACCGCCACAGGAGAGGCCCACUGCCAACCAGACACUGGCCGAGGUGAUCACGGAGCAGGCCAACCUCAGUGUCAGCGCUGCACGGUCCUCCAAAGUCCUCUACGUCAUCACCACCAGCCCCAGCCACCUGCCCCAGACCGUCCCAGGAUGGACAGUGUAUGGCCUGGCAACUCUCCUCAUCCUCACAGUCACAGCCAUUGUAGCAAAGAUACUUCUGCAUGUCACGUUCAAAUCCCAUCGCGUUCCUGCUUCAGGGGACCUUAGGGAUUGUCGUCAACCUGGGACAUCGGGGGAAAUCUGGAGCAUUUUUUAUGAGCCUUCUACUUCGAUUUCCAUCUUUAAGAAGAAGCUCAAGGGUCAGAGUCAACAAGAUGACUGUAGUCCUCUUGUGAGUGACUAAAACCUCCCCCCGUGGCCAGGACACGAGGUCCCUCAGAGCUCAAGGCCGCUGGGGACCACCUCUCAUGUGGUUUCCUCUGACCAACUCUCCCCUGCCUCUCCCUCGACCUCUUCAGGGGCGCCCUCCUAUGGACUGGGAAGGGGCGCUCUGCUGCAGGGACAGGCACAGCCUGGAUUCGUCCUGCUUUAUUGGCUGCACUUAGGAGAGAGACUCAGGGUCCCAGGGUCCAGGCCCUCCUGUGUCUCUCUCUCUGAUUUAGGAAUGGGGGUGUCAGGACGGUGGGGCUGAGACAACAGAGAUGGUUGUGUCUGAAACUGGGUUCAGGUACAUUCUAGAUGACAUCAGGUGGUGGGUAGGUAUAGUAUACGUUGAGUCUUGCUUGCUUCUCCUCCAUUUUGUCCACACAGAGAUCACUUUCUUCUGGUCUUCAUGGCUUGGAACAGGGCCAGACAGAACUCUGAGGUUCACUUGAGAGUUGGCCUGGUUCUGUACUCCUGGGCAUUAGCACCCCCAAAGCCCUAAAGAGGGCCUAUUCUCUAUGCUGACACUGAGGCUUCGCUCUCUGGGUGCUAGAUGAGGAUGGGCCUCCUCCAACCUGGGAAGGCCUGAGAAUUGGGUCUGGUGACCCCCAUUCAUGUCAAACCUGACACCUUCCACAUACAGGCUUCUUUCCAUAGCACGAUGACCAGCAGAGCAAGCUUGAGGAGUGAUUGUAUAAAACAUCCAUUCAUUUAUUCACGCAACAGACUUCACUAAAAACUCUUAUAGGUGCUCAGUAACUCCUUGUUGGAUUAGAUGUGUCUGGCCUUGCCCCCGAGCAGCUCGUGGUCCUGUGGAGGCUGAGCCAGGCCCGUCUGUCCGUCAUUCUCUAAGUUGACUCUCAGUUCAGAACAAGGAGUAUAAAUAUUGUGGUUUAGCAUUCAGGCAGCAUUAUGUGAGCCAGCAGUCCCGCCUUAGGUGUCCUUCAUUUUAAAAGAAGAUGAAAAACACCCCACGGCCUGUGCCCUCUGCAGCCCUCUCUGCCCUUCUUAUGGGGACAGAAUGGGGUUUGGAAUGGCUCAGUGGGGAAGGAGGGGGCUCUUGUCCCUGGGCCCACACCACCCUGUGCCUCAGACGGAGGUGAAUUGCAGAGAUGGCAUGAGGAGUGAGAGGGAGAGUUUGGGAACUGGAGACCCUCUGAGGAUGGGCCUCCUAAGACUGCGAGCUGCAACUGCAGUGGCCACCGGUUGUGAGCCAGUGCCAUCUCCAAUUUAGAAGUCCCCACCAUCCAAAUGCAGGCUUUGUUAACAGCAGCUGAGAAAGCAGCCUGUGCCUCUGAAGGCCGGGCCUAAGCCUUUGUCAGAACAUGACUCUCCCAAAGGCACUCAGGCCUUGGGCCUUGUUGUGCCUCUGGACUAACAGGUUUCCUCUUAGAGCACUUUGCCUACCUCCCCAGUCCCUAAGUCACUGCCUGCUGCCGCUCUUCCUGGGUUCUGCCACACUGGCAACCUGUCUGCGCCUGGCCACUCCCAGAAAGAUGGAGGGCCAUGUGGGGCCAGCUGGGAGGUGUCUGCAGGGAGAAGUGACACUCAGCAACCAGGAGAGAUGCUAGGAGCUGGCAGGCAGAGGGGCAUUCAGAGGAGGGGAAUGGGGCAAGGGUGCUGCCCCAGGCGCUGUGUGAGGCCUGCGGCAGACAUGGAACUGCUCAGUGCUAUCUUCAUGCUUUGAUCUGGAAGGGGUGAUUACCCUCGAGCAGCUGUCUGCAGGCCCCUGGGUCUGGAGACAGAAGCCUGUCCCAUACAAAGACCACUGGAAAUACACUGACAUGUGCAGUCUCCCCUCCAAGCUAUUCUUGGCUUUUGUGGAAUCUCCUCUCAAAUACAAGUGUCAGGUGUGUGCAGUCACAAAGGGCCCUAUGCUCUGAAUAGAUCCUUUCACAGCACACAGGGAAUGUGGAAUUCAGCAAAGAGUUCGCCCAGCCGAGGGGCAGUUGUUCGGCUGCCUAGGGCUUACUCUGAUUGCUGCCCUUUGGGGCAGCCCAUGGGCCCACCCACCCAUCCUGCCCACCUCACACCUCGGGUCAUGGAGAACAAGCCCCAAGCCAGUGUGUUGUCUGAGCCUGUCACUGGAGCAGCCCUUUCUCAGAGAUCCUAGAAGUGCUGGUCAUGCCCCAGUGCUCUCCUUCCGGCUGGCCCUGGCACAGCCCAGUGCCACCAGGAUCAACUUACUGUCCAGGGAGCAGCGGUGGGAAACCCAAACCAGCUCAGGACAGUGUGGGGGGAGAUGGCCAUAAAUUGUCCUUUUCCAUAAAAGCCUUGGCCACAUUUUGGCCACGGCCUUGGUUGGAACCUGUCAGCAACACGGCACAGAGGGUCCCCUGUGGCUAAAUAAAUUGUCCCAGAAGAGGCGAGGUGUGCUUCUAGGAGCACUGAAGGAGGAAGCACUUGAUCUUUUAACAAACCACUUUAGAAGAGAGAAAGUGGGGGUUGGAAGUUAUUGGAAAGGGUGAUCCUGAGAAAAGAACCUUACAGAUCACAAAGCAGAAAAUUAUGAAAGAGGAAGGGGAGGGGCUUUGGGGACCACCAUAGAUGUUGGCUCUGAAAGCAUCCUGCCCAAAGCAUCUGCCCUGAGGUGACAGAGCAGAGGAGGCUGCAAGCAGGCACCUCAGGGCCUUUGUGCCCUCCUCAUCCCUUCACUCUGGUUCCUAGGCCCCGCCUUCUCCGUGUGUGUCCCAGUGGGAGGGAGGGCCCUCAGGCAGCUGAUCUUGUUGCCUCCCGUGGUGAAUGUGCUUCAGCCAGCUGUGAACUGGUCUCUUAGCCAUGUUUCACAGUGUCCUUGUCCCCUCUAGAAGGCACGUGGUGCCCUGUGUUCUUCCUCGAGUGUCCAGUUGCUUGCAGAGCAGAGAAAGAGGAGGAAUGAGCCCCAGGUACCUUCCCCCACUUCCCCAUGUCAGAACAGGGUUGAGGCCUCUCUCUGAGUGUAAGCGAGGUAACCCGCUUGUUGUAACUUCUGAAGUGUGGGCUCUGGCUCAAGACUCCCAUUGGCCAGAAACCCACCAAGAUCAAAGCACUAGCAAAUACAGCUGUCCUGGCCCUCAGGCCAAACCCAUGAGGUGUGUCUGGGCACAGCCCCACCCACACGCCCCAUUGUCAGCCUUGGGCCCCAUUGUCAGCCCAAGGUGGGAGUCUGACCUAGCUCAGGAUCCGGCCAGGCUGUCCUGACACCAGCGGGGUAUGCAGGCUGUCACCAAGCCCCCGUGUGUCCUGGGCACUUAAUCUUCAUGAGCACUUAUAAGUGGACAGCCUCCGAGAUCCCGUCUCCUUGCCUAGUGAGGCCACCCCAGGUCUCCCACUGAGCUGGGCCAGCUUCCCUCUCCAGAGCCCAGUCAACUGGCACCUCUUGGGUUUCGAAACUCCUGCUUGGUGUUUGAUGUCGGCUUUUGUUACUACCUUGGGAAUUUUUAACCUUUUGAUUGUUUCCUCUGGUGUCUUUGUUUACCUUCCUCACUAUUCUACCUCCUGGCCAGGUCUCUCAGCUUAGCUGCCCUGGCGUGGGGUGUUUUUCAAACCUUCCAGCCACAGCUGCCUCCUCUCGGGCUGGCUGGCUCAGGGGUGACAGGGCCUCGCCCUCUGCCUGCAGACCCCGGAGGGCCCAUCUCACAGGCUUCUGUCUUGCCGAGUAGAACAUACUCAGUGAGGCAGAAGUGGAGUGUGGAGGAAAGUCUGAGGUAAAUCUACUGCUUCAGAAAGGAUGUGUCUUCAGGAGCACAUGGCAGGGGGCUGCCGUCGUCGCGGGGUUCACGCAGCAUCAAGACCUGCCCACAUCCAGACUCACCUUCCUGCGGGGAUCUUGACUUUGGAUGACAAGGCUUUAUUUGUAAAUAUGCUUUUAAUAUGCAACUUUGAGAAUAAAAUAGAAACAUCAUGUA